CUAUGUUUUGGUUUAAUACACAGGUACAUUCACAUUCCUAAUAAUUUCUCUUUUUCUUAGUAAAUUUCUUCCCUAAAGUGUCCCGUAAAUUCUAGUAGCAGGAAUUCGAUUUGUCAAACACUGUUAUAUCCUGGUACUGAGGUUUGUUAGUGAGAAGAGUUUUGAGAACAUACAUUGUUGAGGGAUCCAAGUCUUGUAUCAGAUUAGCUUCAAUUCAAGAGACUUUAGCGCCUGAAAUGUCAAAAACUUUUUGUCAGAGUCUUCGCAUGUGGCUUAUAUCUCUAGGGAAACAGAACCAUUGUGACAUAAUCCUCAGGUCAUUAUGGCUUCUGUUUCUGGGACACCUCCUUUUAUAGCUCUGCAUUAUGUGAGAGAAUGGCCUGAAGAGUGUAGCAAUAAUGACUCUCUUACAAACACCCUUAUGAGUUGUCUAGGAAGCUUACUCUGCCAGUUGAGCUGGCUGGCAGAAGCAAUGGCAUUUGAUGUUGGUGAAGGCAUCUAUUUUAUAUUGCUUUGUUUUCCCUUCUCUGAUGGGAGCUUUAAUUUUUCAGUGUACUCAGAGAAUAAGCUGAUAGACAAUACAUGACCUGAAAAAUGUGGUAUCUACCAUGAAAAAUGUUUAUAAAACAGCAGUAAAUGUCUUCCCAUGUGAGACUUUCUCUAGAGAAACACCCUACAGCUGCUGGCAGGUGCUUUGUGUGCCACUGAGGCAACUGCUAGGAAGUACAGUGUUUUCUCUUAGGUCACUUGGAUCCUUCAGUUCAAGACACAGAGUAAUGUAAAGUGAAUUGACCUUGAAGUCUUGCAGUGUUAUAAGCUCAGUAUGAAAUUGUUUUUGGGUAUGUACUCAUGAAGAACGGGAUAUUUUACAGCGUGACUCAAACAAGAGCCAGAAGCUGCUGAAGAAGCUGAUGUCAGGAACGGAGAAUUCUGGAAAGGUGGACAUCUCUCCCAAGGACCUUCUUCCUCAUCAAGAAUUGAGAAUGAAGUCUGGUCUGGAGAAGGCCAUCAAGCAUAAAGACAAACUGUUAGAGUUUGACAGAACUAGCAUUCGAAGGACUCAAGUCAUUGAUGAUGAAUCAGACUACUUUGCCAGUGAUUCUAACCAGUGGUUGUCCAAAAUUGAGCGAGAGACCCUGCAGAAGCGAGAGGAGGAGCUGAGGGAAUUUCGACAUGCCUCUCGGCUCUCUAAGAAGAUCAUCAUUGAUUUUGCGGGCAGGAAGAUCAUGGAAGAUGAAAAUCCACUAGCCGAGUAUCACAGCAAACUAGAUGAAACAAUACAGGCCAUUGCCACCGGAACCUUGAACCAACCACUGACCAAACUGGAUAGAUCUUCUGAAGAGCCUUUGGGAGUCCUGGUGAAUCCUAACCUCUACCAGUCCCCUCCCCAGUGGAUAGACCAGACAGGUGCAGCCUCACAGAAGAAGGCUUUCCAUUCAGCAGGAUCGGAGCUAGCGUUCAACUCAUAUUGCCACCAGUUGCGAAUCCAGGACCAAGAAUUUCAGGAAGGCUUUGAUGGUGGCUGGUGCCUCUCUAUGCAUCAGCCCUGGGCUUCUCUGCUUGUCAGAGGGAUUAAAAGGGUGGAGGGGAGAAGCUGGUACACCCCUCACAGAGGACGACUUUGGAUAGCAGCCACAGCCAAAAGACCUUCCCCUCAAGAAGUCUCAGAACUCCAGACUACAUAUCGUCUUCUUCGUGGGAAAGAUGUGGAAUUUCCCAACGACUAUCCGUCAGGUUGUCUUCUGGGCUGUGUGGACCUAACUGACUGCUUGUCCCAGAAGCAAUUUAAGGAUCAGUAUCCAGACAUGAGUCAAGAAUCUGAUUCUCCAUUUGUUUUCAUCUGCACAAAUCCACAGGAAAUGAUUGUGAAGUUUCCUAUUAAAGGAAAUCCAAAAAUCUGGAAACUGGAUUCCAAGAUCCAUCAAGGAGCAAAGAAGGGGUUAAUGAAGCAGAAUAAAGCUGUCUGACCCAGGAGAAAAGGAACUACACAGCAUAGUGGAGUUUUGUGUACUAAAAUUGCUAUCCACUGGUCCUUUGGAAUUGAAGCAGUAGAAAUCUAAAGACUUGGAUCAGGCUUGAACCUCUCAGAAUUUAAACUCUUUCCAAAAUCUGUAUAUUUUUCUUGUGGUGGGUCAAAAUCUUUGAAUACAUUAUUUAUAAAAACCUAUUUUAAAAAUU
Equus caballus (horse) is the source of this 2178-nucleotide messenger RNA. Lineage: Eukaryota; Metazoa; Chordata; Mammalia; Perissodactyla; Equidae. The record is from RefSeq and is a predicted model, not a curated record.